GUCGUAUGUACAAAAGAAAAAGUAAAUAAAUAAAAUAUUUUAUCUGCCUAAAAGCUAUUAGAUUCACGAUAUUCGUAAACCAUCGUUUAAAUUAAAAGUAAUGGAAGAGAAAAAAUCAAUUUUACACGAGUUAUAUGUGUUUUCAGAAUGGAAACCAGAACCAGAAUAUUUGCAAAAGCCAGAUAGUAUUUUUCCAGAAACUAUUUCAGCACUGUGGAGGUGGCUUAAAUUUUUUGGUGCUAAGAAAAGUUUAAUUGAUAGUAUAGCAGCUCACAAAGAGCGACAACAGAAAUGGCACAUAGCCCUUGGAGAUGAGGGUAAAGUAAUUGCAGUCCUAACUGAUAACAUUCUUGAGAUUAGGACUAAAAGAUCAGAAUAUGCAACUAUAGCAGCCAGAACAACAGUAAGCCGUGAUCCAUAUUCUCAAUGGCGGAAGUUAGUGUGGAGUCCAGAUUGUUCUUUCAUAGUUGUAGCAUAUGGAAAUGGCAUAGUUAGCUUCUUCGAUCUCACUGCUUCAAAUCUCUUCAAUAUUCCAGCUGAUUGCUCCAGACCAGGAGGCUUAGAAUGUACAGAUAAUACCCAUGCUGUUGCUGAUAUAAUUUUCAUGCCACUCAGAACAAAGGACACAAAAUGGAACUGGGAAGUGUUAGUUGUGACAUAUGACGGCAAACUGCGUGGCUACCUAGUGUCACAAACGGAAGGUUUUAAACUUCAUCAUUCUUUCCACUUCCCGGGCGGCACAGGAGCGCUCUGCUACUGUGCACCACACUCUAUGCUUUUGGUUGCUGGUGUGCCGAGGUCUGGUAGCAAGGAUCCAUCGUCACCGUUAAGUGCGGGCAUCACUGCAUGGCGUAUUCUGAACGACGAUCCAUUCUAUAAACUCAGCGUAGUGUCAGACCAGUUGGAGACGCAGUUGGCUAAUGAAAGAUUCCAUCUUUACAUACCGUUUGUGUCUUCAAAGAAUAUGGCCUUCGUGGUACGCAUGGUGUUGUCCCCCGAUGCGACCAAACUGGUAUGUCUCCAUUGCAACGGCGAUAUAUCUGUGUGGCGGCUGCCCCUGUUGAAGUUGCUGUAUCGACAUCCGCUAGUCGCUCAGUCACAACAUGACUUGAACAAUCCUCUCGUUGACGAACAGAAGCUGACUAAGUACGAUCCCUCUGCCUUCUAUGCGGCUGACGUCAACUGGUGGAGCAAUGAGGAAAUAAUUUUGUCACGAUUUAGUGGUGCGGUCACAGUUUGCUCUAUAAUGGACAUGGUCAACUUAUUGGGAAAGAAACCAGAAUUCUUUCAAGGGACACCUCAAGUCAGUCUCUAGAACAAUAACUUUCACUUAUCCUUGUAUCUUUAUAGAGAUUAAUUUUCAAUAUAAUUUUCAUUUUAUUGAACAGGUAACCUGCGCUUACGAGGGAGCGUUUAUGGCACUCGAAUGUGAAUCUAAUAUACUGCCCGCAAAGAAAUCUAGAAGUGAUGAAAGUGUAAGUAUGCUCUAUAAGCCGGCCAGCUUAUAUAUCUCGGUAAUGGCCCACUAUUUUGUCUACACUUAAUAGUGAAGGUAAAGAAAAUCGUUUAAUAUGGAUGUAGACAACUUUUUUUUAUAAAAAUAAAAUAUAUAGAUAUCUUUAAAAAAAUGUUUUAAAAAGUAUCAUUCAUCUAUUAAAUUUAAAUCUAAAAAUAAAAUUAAUUUGCAAAAAUUCCCGCGAAAACGACUUCUGCCAUGGCGACUUUAUCGUCACCGCACUCUAAAACGAAUAUCAUUCUACGUAUGCAUAAGGUUGAAUUCUCUAAGUUCUGAUAUGAGUGAGAGGGUCGUGACGUCACGCGCUGUUUGCGGUCACGUGACAACGAGUAUAAAAUAUUUGUUUUUUCAUAACUAGUUUAAGCAAUAUUAAUAAUAUAAUAAGCAUAAUUGUGAUUAUCGGUUAUAAUAUAUUAAACACUACUUUUACGGUCUACAUCCGUAUCAGAUGGAAGUGGUGAAAGCGGAAGCGGACGUAGAAGAUUCCUUGCUAGAUACGAGCAAGGAGUUGUUGAAAUGCAUUCUUUAUGCUAUAACGGACAUGGAGACGUUCCAGCCGCGGCCGCGACGCAUCACCGUCGUGUCGCGCAUAUAUCGGCUAUUGGGUGUUAAGAGUACCACGCCCACUGAACUAUUCUCUAGGAAGGUAUGUGUUUCCAAUAAGUUCACGGCGAUAUUUAGAAUCGGAGAAGGUAUUUUAUUUAAAUUUAAAUUAUUUUAUUUAUUUAAAUUAAUUACAUUACAUUACAUCAUUAUCAAAUUACAUUACAUUAUAUCAAAUUACAUCACGUUUAUGUCCCGUAAAUUGCUGAUGCGCUGGAACCUUGUCUAAAUAACACCCGCGUGACGUCAUUUAAAAAUAUAAAGUAUAGAUAGCACAAACUGAAAGUGAUAAAAUAUAUUUAAUUAUUGAAAUAAUGUAAUCCCCAAAAUACUGUUCAAAUAAUUUAAUAACUUUUAGUUUGUUAAUUUAUUACAUAAAUUUUUGGAAAAGGUGCUAUUUUAGUCAACCAUAACAAGUAACAACAAAACUUAACAAAAAUAAUCGAAAACAACAAAAACAUAACCAAAGUUGUGUGUGAUCUUAACACGACCCAACUCAAUAAGAGUACUCGUCAACCAGUGUUUAUUUGUUAACACACCACUCAGGCGCAUUAGCAAUUUGCGGGGAUAAU
Molecule: messenger RNA, 2691 nt
Organism: Diatraea saccharalis (sugarcane borer)
Lineage: Eukaryota; Metazoa; Arthropoda; Insecta; Lepidoptera; Crambidae
Source: the annotation of a GenBank genome assembly